Porites lobata is the source of this 402-nucleotide messenger RNA. NCBI's taxonomy places the organism in Eukaryota, Metazoa, Cnidaria, Anthozoa, Scleractinia, Poritidae. The record is from the annotation of a GenBank genome assembly.
AUGAAAUACCUUCUUGAGCGGUAUAAGGUAUGCAAAGAUUGGAAUAGCAAGCAAACUGGUGGUAACCUUAGAAAAUCGGCCCACUUCGACGAAAUAGACGGAGUAAUGGGCUGUCGCGAUAUUGUCACGCUAAGCAACGUGAAGGAAGCUGGAAGCGCUGUGUCCCAAGACGAAGAGGCAAGCAGCAGUAAAGGGGGCUGCGUUCAAAAGAAGGAGGCAAGAACAUCGCGGAAAAAGACAAAGAAGAGGGAGAGAGAAGAGGAAAAUGAUAACGAGGAGAGAAAGAUGUUUCGGGCCGCCUUUUCAGGAUUCGUGACUAAUUUUACAAGGAUGCAAGAGCAACAGGUCACAACAAUGAAUGCUUUGGUCGGUGCGUUAAGCAAGUUCUUAGAAAAACAAUAG